AUGGACUCCCCUCUGAUCUCGAGGUUGUUUAAACAGCUAUUUACACAUCGCGCUUGUCAAGCUGGACGGCCAAAACUGCGCCCAACACCUCGGAUAUCUUGCGCUCGACGCACGCAGGUUAGAAGCUAUUCGAAUAGGAAUACACAAGAUGAUGAUGCCCCAAGGAAUGAGAGUCAUUGGCAGCAGAGGACAGAUGUCUUCCCUCAGGACAUGUCGAAGGAGUAUGAGAAAUACCCAAUGGUCACGGCGAACCAGUUACGGAACCGAAGGGAACGACCGAGGAGGGUGAAGAUGUUGACACGAGACUUCAUUGAAGACUCCUUAUACAAUCCCUCAUAUGGGUACUUUUCGAAACAAGUAGUAAUUUUCACACCCGGAGACCCAUUCAAUUUCAACGAGCUCCAAGACGAGCCCGAAUUCCACAGAUUGCUAGGGCAGAGAUACACAGAGUUCGAAGAUAAAUUAGACCUCAAAUCACCAAACGAGACGCGGCAACUCUGGCAUACGCCCACAGAAUUGUUUCGACCAUACUACGGCGAAUCAAUAGCAAGAUAUCUAGUCGCCAACUACAAAUUAUCACAAUACCCCUACCACGACCUCAUAAUCUACGAGAUGGGCGCCGGAAACGGAACUCUCAUGCUCAAUAUCCUCGACUACAUCCGCGACACCGAACCGGACGUCUACGACCGCACGAAAUUCAAAAUCAUAGAGAUCUCCUCGAACCUCGCAAAACUGCAAGCCCAGCAAAUCUUACGAAACUCCAACUCGAAAGGUCAUUUCUCCAAGAUAGAAAUCAUACAUAAAUCCGUGUUUGACUGGGACAGAGCCGUGCCGGAGCCGUGUUUCUUUCUCGCCAUGGAAGUCUUUGAUAAUUUCGCGCACGACGCAAUUCGCUAUGAUCCUAUCACUGAAACCCCAUUGCAAGGUCAAGUCCUCAUAGACAACAACGGGGAAUUCUACGAGUUCUACUCUCCCACGCUCGACCCCGUAGCGUCCCGAUUUCUACGCGUACGUAACGCAGCGACAGACGGACGAUACCCGCAUCCGUUGAACCAAAAUAAACUUAUCCGAGGAAUAAAACGCCGCUUGCCAUUUUCUCCGAAUCUGAGCGAGCCGGAAUAUAUUCCUACGCGGUUAAUGCAGUUCUUCGAUGUAUUAGCGAAGAAUUUCCCGAAUCAUCGGCUUGUUACGAGUGAUUUCCACAGUCUCCCCGAUACCAUAAAAGGCAUAAACGCACCCGUCGUACAAACACGAUAUCAGCGUCGAACCGUGCCCGUGACUACACCUCUCGUCCACCAAGGCUACUUCGACAUCCUCUUCCCCACCGACUUCCGGGUCAUGGAAAGCAUGUACCGCUUCCUAACCGGAAAACUCACACGCGUGAUGUCGCACGAGGAGUUCUUGCAGCGAUGGGCGUACGUCGAGGAGACGGAGACGAAGAAUGGGGAGAACCCGCUGUUGGGGUGGUAUAAGAAUGCUAGUGUUAUGGUGGGUGUGUGA
This is a messenger RNA of Glarea lozoyensis ATCC 20868, 1500 nucleotides long. RefSeq names its product S-adenosyl-L-methionine-dependent methyltransferase. Gene Ontology annotation, cellular component: mitochondrion. The transcript is spliced from 3 exons. Gene Ontology annotation, molecular function: protein-arginine omega-N symmetric methyltransferase activity. Lineage: Eukaryota; Fungi; Ascomycota; Leotiomycetes; Helotiales; Helotiaceae. The record is from RefSeq and is a predicted model, not a curated record. The coding region runs from base 1 to 1500 and encodes 499 amino acids.